UUAAAAUUUAAAAAUAUAUUUUAGAUUAGGCUUUAUAUAGUUAGAUACAUUCACGAAGGUGCAUUCAGCGCUCUUUUUCAUCUUCACAAAAGAAAGAGUAUCCAAAAAAGUGAAGUGAAUCGUAGGAUCUUCUUUUGUUCCGUAAGAUGGCUGGACUUUUAGGAUAUAGGAGCCUUCCACCCAAGGCAAAGAAUUUGGUAGUUGCUGGGGGUUUGACAGCUUUUGUCUUUGGUGCCUACUUCUACACCAUGAGGGCUGUUGGAGGCACUGAUGAACUGCAGGUAGCAAUUGAUAAGUUUGAAUCUGACAAGAGCAAGAAGGAGGGUGAAGCCAACAUUCCAUCUAAGGUCUAAAGCUCAUUCGUUCUUGUACAACAAAACAAUACUUUUGGUCUGUAAUCAAGCGUUUUACUCAGCUUGAGAGUUAAAACGAAGAAUGAUAUUUAAUCUAGAGCUAAUAAUUUCAACCAGCUUUAUGUACAAAUAAUGUGUGGUAGGGAAACUAUAAUUGAGACCCUGUUUUGGCCUUUUUUUA
Molecule: messenger RNA, 534 nt
Organism: Vigna radiata var. radiata (mung bean)
Lineage: Eukaryota; Viridiplantae; Streptophyta; Magnoliopsida; Fabales; Fabaceae
Exons: 2
Coding region: 147-353 (68 amino acids)
Source: RefSeq, a predicted model, not a curated record